CGCGCGCCGUGCGAGUGACCCGGCAGCAGACGCUGACCACUGACCCUCCUCCUCCACCUCCUCCUCCUCCUGCCGCCUUUCUGUGUUCACUCCGCGUCUACCUCGGCUUCUCCACCGUCCCUCCUCGUCACAACAACAACAACAAGCCCGUGAGCUGCGGCUUUAAGGAAGAGAAUGGAGAAAAAAGAUGGUCCUCAUGCUGCUAAGUCAAAGGUGGUUAAGGAAGAGGCUCUCUGGACUGGAAAAUGGCUUAAAGUGGAACAGACAACAUACUUGGAUCCAAAAGGACAAAUAAGGACCUGGGAGACCGUGAAAAGGACAACGAGGUCGGCGAGCUGCGGCAGUGACGGUGUAGCCAUCAUGGCCAUCCUCAAGCGAACACUGCACCACGACUGCCUGCUGCUGGUAAAGCAAUUCCGGCCGCCCAUGGGCUGCUACACGAUAGAGCUGCCCGCCGGCCUGGUUGAUAGCGGGGAGACAGUGCAGGCAGCUGCUCUACGGGAGCUGCAGGAGGAGACCGGCUAUCACGCUGAGAUCACCGGCGUAUCUCCAGUUCUGUGCCUCGACCCGGGCAUUUCCAACUGCACCGAGCUGCUCGUCUCUGCCGUAAUCAACGGGGACGACCCUGAAAACCGGAGGCCUCAACAGGAGCUUGAAUUUAUUGAGGUUCUGUUGGUGCCAGUCAAUGAGCUUCUGCAAAAACUGACAGAGAUGUCCAACAAGGGGAUUGUGGUCGAUGCCCGGGUCCAUAUCUACGCAAUGGCUCUCGUCCAAGCAACGGCCAAGCCCAACCUGCUGCCAUUGCUCAAGGCAUAGGACAUCGAAAACAGGGAAUACCAUCUGACCGACCAGAUGGGGACACCAAAAAUACCAUGCGGCGAACACCGACCAGAUCGCGUGGGAUUUUUGCACAAUGCGACGCCAUGCCAAGGCUGUCGUGAAAGUAGAGUGGGUGGGUGGGUGUGUGUGCGUGUGUACGCAGUCUUUGUUCGGGGAGCGGUAGUGCAGGGGUUAGCGUACUGCACUACGAAAUCUGGCAACCUAGGGGCCCUCUUCUAAGUCGACUCAGCCUGAAAUGGGUACCUGGUGCAGUGUGUAAACAUCACUGCUAGGAAGACAACGGUGGCCGGACGUGAUGCUAGCCUUGUUAGCCAUGCCUGCCUUCAUAGAUAGUCGUUCGCAGCACUUGCCCCAACAGCCUAUGAAGGCUAUAGGGGGAAUAAUUCCUUGUUAUGUGGUAGUAUAGUGAUUUGCGCUAUGAACCUGGUAACCUUAGUUUGGUUUCCGGCAGCAACUAACAUCAGUGGUGAUUAUCUGAACCGGUCCUGAGCCUCACCAAAGUGGACGCAACAGUAAAUGAGUACCAUGUACGACGUGUAAACAUCAGCACUGGGGAGACAAAGGCAGCUGGGUGUGGUGCUGGCCACGCAACCACCCUCUCCUGUGCUGUGCCAGCCUUUAUUAGGUGAUAGCUAACAGUACUUGCCCCAACAGCCUGUGUGGGCUUUAUGGGGGACCUUUGUAUGUGUGCUUUGGUUGGUUGGUUCCUUUUAAGUGUGGUGAUUUCAAAUUGGUCAUCGUCCUUUGGUCACCUAUACCUCACCUCUCCUUUUCCAGUAGACUGAGGUUUAGCUACGAAUUCCCAUGGUGCUUGCUUUCUUGGCUACAUGAGCUGGUGAUGUCCUAUUUAUUGAUCUGAUCAAGAGGCACCAGACUCAUGGUUGGAUAUUUGAGAUCUUGUAUAGCAGAGCACAGCUUUUAUUUGGAUAUCUUCAUGAUGCCUUUGCCAAAAAUAGUCACAUCUUGUCUUGAGCUAAUUAGCAAUACCCAGAGUGCAAAUCCAAUUUUUAUUUUCUUACAUUCCAUUUUUAUUUUGUUUAUUCCCUUACUGAUUCUCAAGGUUUUCAGCAGGGUCCUGCAUUGGGAUGUUUGGCCAAUUUUUCAAUUAAUAAUUAAUCAGUGUCACGUGGGAGGAAACCAGAUUAUCUGUUGAAAACCCAGGCAUGCCAGGAGGUAACACUCCCAGCUUCUCAGCAAUGGAUUCAAGACUCCAGUAAUGUAUUCAAGAAUCCAUUGUUGACCUCCCAUCUUACACGACCUCUCUGUGAUCCAUAACUAGUGGUGAAAAUUUCACCAUUGCUGUUGUCGGAGCCCCAACAUCUGAGUAAUGCGUCCACUGUUGACUUUCUUACAAAUGGUUCAUCGGCCUGUCUAUCGUUUUGACGAUGACAUCGGUGAAUUCUUGGUGUGUCAGUGCGAGGCUUUCUCCAGAUUCGGGAGAUAGAAAACAUCUUGUAUAGAUUGACAGGUCAUGGUGGAAUGGUGAUCAUUUUAGGGCCCAUUACAACAAAAAAUCCCAAUACAACAAAAAAUCCCAAUGGAAUAACAGUGGCUGAGCAACAUUGCAGGAACCUUGAGUGGGAUUUUAACUCGUGACCUUGUCACCUUGAAUAUUUUGUCUUGAGGUGCUCCUGAGUGAGUUACCCCAUCGUGAUUUCUCAAUCGUCACAAAAUAAUACUAAAGGCUAUCUUUGAAAACUCCGAUGGAUUUUUUAACAGGCAACAUUCGUCACUAACGCUGCCCUUAAAGAGGAAAAAAUAUAUAAUCGGCGACGUUACGUAGAAGGGCCAUUGCUCAAAAACGUCGCCUAUUAUAAUGUCCUUGUGGUCCAUGGCGGUGUUAUUGACAGACGUGUUGAGAUUUUGUUAUUUGUGCUCGUGCACUGCUUUCAACAGUGCAUCACAACAAAUGUAUGGAUUUUAAGACCAGUUCACUGUAUUAACGUUGUUUUAGCUUGCACAUCCAAAUAAAUGUCAAUGUCUUCACUGUUAAGGAACACAAAGCAAAGUGGUGUAGAAUUGAUUUUAGAUUUAAAUUACAGAAAACAAUUGUUGUAUAACUUGUUUUUACUUGUAUCAUAUUUACAUUAUAUACAAGAAAUACAUCUGAAAGCAGUGUUGGAAACAGAUACUUGCAUUACCUGUAGCCUCAUGUGUGAGAUUGUGAAUGUUUUUUCAUUUGCCUCCACCCGCGCUUGAGCGACUGCCGUGUGUAAUGCAGUGCGGCAGCAGUGAUGCUCCAACGAGGGUCAAUUCACACCUUCCAGCAGCCGGCAGUGCAGCCGUAGAAUUUAUGUACAGUACAGUAUUACAAUAACGACCACGGAAACGAGCAUACAUUCUCAUGUGUUUUUGCGAGCUUAACAGCCAAAUUAGAACAGUUUCGCCAACACGGCAAACAUUGUUUAUUUCGUAGGAGCACAUAGUUAGCCGUGAGUGCAAUUAUGUUUCUUGCAAAUUGGUUCGGCCUGGUGUCAAACAGAAGGUUUCAUUGGAACCCAGUGCAAAGGCACUUACAGUGGCCGUGAAACCGGUGACAAUAACGACUAGUUUUGUAUCGAUAUGCGCCCUCAGUCAUCUGGAUGUUGAUGAGAAUUGCACACCUAACGAUGGAUCGAUUCCAUUUUUACACGUAUGAUACCUCUGUCAAAUCACCCGCGCGAUAACUGAUUAUGUAAGUCAUGAAAAGUGUGCGAUCAUAGGCACAUGCGUUACACAAAAUUACAAAUGAGUAGUGAACUUGUAAUCAUGAGAUUUAACCAAUCUUUUGUAUCUUAUUGCAACUCGAAUAAAAAUCUUAACGGUGA
Lethenteron reissneri (Far Eastern brook lamprey) is the source of this 3647-nucleotide messenger RNA. RefSeq names its product nudix hydrolase 5 (gene NUDT5). Gene Ontology annotation, molecular function: ADP-ribose diphosphatase activity. The record is from RefSeq and is a predicted model, not a curated record. Gene Ontology annotation, cellular component: nucleus. Gene Ontology annotation, biological process: nucleoside phosphate metabolic process; ribose phosphate metabolic process. Lineage: Eukaryota; Metazoa; Chordata; Hyperoartia; Petromyzontiformes; Petromyzontidae.